Molecule: messenger RNA, 2336 nt
Organism: Apodemus sylvaticus (European woodmouse)
Lineage: Eukaryota; Metazoa; Chordata; Mammalia; Rodentia; Muridae
Gene: Irak4
Product: interleukin 1 receptor associated kinase 4
Exons: 12
Coding region: 179-1552 (457 amino acids)
Biological process (GO): signal transduction; protein phosphorylation
Cellular component (GO): plasma membrane
Molecular function (GO): magnesium ion binding; ATP binding; protein serine/threonine kinase activity
Source: RefSeq, a predicted model, not a curated record
ACCCUUUGCUGACCUGCCCUCCUUGUCCUACAGAAGAGGACCCACAUCACCCCCGAUCACGGCCAGUCUGAAGUCGCCUCGUGGACCUGCGUACUCCACUCCCCAGUCCUCGCCGGACAGUGGCGGGGCGCCGAUCACCUUGGGCAGGAAGCGAGGAACUUCAGAGAGGAAGUAGAAGAUGAACAAGCCUUUGACACCAUCAACAUACGUACGCAGCCUCAAUGUUGGAAUCCUUAGGAAGCUGUCAGAUUUUAUUGAUCCUCAAGAAGGGUGGAAGAAAUUAGCAGUCGCUAUUAAAAAGCCCUCUGGAGAUGACAGAUACAAUCAGUUUCAUAUACGGAGAUUCGAAGCCUUACUUCAGACUGGAAAGAGCCCUACUUGUGAACUGCUGUUUGACUGGGGCACCACGAACUGCACAGUUGGUGAACUUGUAGAUCUUCUGGUCCAGGUUGAGCUGUUUGCCCCUGCCACUCUCCUGCUGCCGGAUGCUGUUCCCCAAAUCGCCAACAACCUACCUCCGAGAGAAGUGGCCACGGUGGCACAGACGCACAGGCCUUGCCAGGAAAAAGACAAGACAUCCAUAACACCUAUGCCAAAGUUAGAACACAGCUGCGAGCCGCCCGACUCCUCAAGUCCAGACAGUGAAAGUGUAGAAUCCAGCGAUACUCGGUUUCACGGUUUUUCAUUUUAUGAACUGAAGAGCAUCACAAAUAACUUCGAUGAGCGACCCGUGUCUGCCGGUGGCAACCGGAUGGGAGAGGGGGGAUUCGGAGUGGUGUACAAGGGCUGUGUGAACAACAGAACCGUGGCGGUGAAGAAGCUCGGAGCGAUGGUUGAAAUCAGUACUGAAGAACUAAAGCAACAGUUUGAUCAAGAAAUUAAAGUAAUGGCAAAGUGUCAGCACGAAAACCUGGUGGAGCUGCUUGGCUUCUCAAGCGACAGCAACAACCUGUGCCUAGUGUACGCUUACAUGCCCAAUGGUUCCUUGCUAGACAGACUGUCCUGCCUGGACGGCACUCCACCACUUUCCUGGCACAUGAGAUGCAGGAUCGCUCAGGGAGCGGCAAAUGGCAUCAGUUUUUUACAUGAAAAUCAUCAUAUCCAUAGAGAUAUUAAGAGUGCAAAUAUCUUACUAGACAAAGACUUUACUGCUAAAAUAUCUGACUUUGGGCUUGCACGGGCUUCAGGGAAACUAGCGCAGACAGUCAUGACCAGCCGAAUUGUGGGCACAACAGCGUAUAUGGCUCCGGAAGCUUUGCGAGGAGAAAUAACACCCAAAUCUGAUAUCUACAGCUUCGGUGUGGUUUUAUUAGAGCUGAUAACCGGACUUGCAGCUGUGGAUGAAAACCGUGAGCCUCAGCUACUGCUGGAUAUUAAAGAUGAGAUUGAAGAUGAAGAGAAGACAAUUGAAGAUUACACCGAUGAGAAGAUGAGUGAUGCGGAUCCUGCUUCCGUCGAAGCCAUGUACUCUACUGCUAGUCAGUGUCUGCAAGAGAAGAAAAACAGACGGCCAGACAUUGCAAAGGUUCAACAGCUACUACAAGAGAUGUGAUGUCUGCUUAAAACUAAUGAAGUAAACAUCUUUUUUGUUUUUAACUUCUCGUGGUCCUGGAGACCGAAAAAGCACUUUGACAUUGAGCUAGAUCACCUGCCUGUUGUUCAAGUUUGUUUUUUGUUUUCCUAAAUGUGUUUUAUCAACAAGGCAUCAUGGUGCAAUGAAUGUACUUGGUUAGUUAAUGAAUAUGUUGACAUGCAGCAAAAGUGAUGAUGGUUUCCUGGUAGCACUUGGCCCCGCCCACCUAGUAGGGAGUUCAUUUAGCACAGUAACAUCACCAAACUACAGUGAACUAAGGAUUCCGGAAAGCACUGUGCUAUACAGAAACAAUAGGGUUAUUUGGGGGCUGGGGGACAGUGAAAGACAGGAUUUCUCUGGGUAUCCCUGGAUGUCCUGGAACCUGCUCUGUAAACCAGGCUGGCCUUGAACUCAGCAGUCUACCUGUCUCUGCCUACUGCACGCUGGGAUUAAAAAUGCCACCACUGUCCAGCCUGGAAUCAUGGUUUGAAGCUCAGCUGACCCCAUAGUCAUUUCCUGUAAAGCUCUGGACCAGCUCUUAGCUGCCUUAAGCCUUAGUGCUGGUUUUCAGGUUUUGUUAUUAACUUCAUGUUCCUGUAAAUAGCUCCUCGCCAACAGUCCUGUAAGGAACCUCUCUCCACUGUUCCUAGAACCCUAACUCAAGUCAUCGGUUCAACAAUGUAGACAUGAGUGGAAUCUAUUCUUCUGCUGUUAUUGGGGUCCUAUUUUGAAUAAAUAGAUGUUCGAUUGUGUCCACCUCCCC